Messenger RNA from Nymphalis io (European peacock), 9705 nucleotides. It is a transcript of the gene Klp98A, whose product is annotated as kinesin-like protein Klp98A. Gene Ontology annotation, molecular function: ATP binding; microtubule binding; microtubule motor activity. Gene Ontology annotation, biological process: microtubule-based movement. The record is from RefSeq and is a predicted model, not a curated record. Bases 122 to 4003 code for a protein of 1293 amino acids. The transcript is spliced from 27 exons. NCBI's taxonomy places the organism in Eukaryota, Metazoa, Arthropoda, Insecta, Lepidoptera, Nymphalidae.
CCAACGUCCCGUCGACUGUCAAGUGAAUCAAAUAAAAUGUCAAUUUGCUUUGUAGUGUCGCAUUCGCGUUAAAUGUAAUAUAAUUUAGAAUUAAAGUUAUUGGAUAAUAUAAUGUGUGACAAUGGCCUCUGUAAAAGUGGCUGUAAGGGUGCGCCCAUUCAAUCAACGAGAGAAGGACAUGAACGCCAAGUUGAUUGUCCAAAUGGAUGGAAAGAAAACAAGACUGCUUACUGUGAAAAAUAGCAAAGAACAAAACGAUGGGUCCCGGGAGAAGUCUAAAGACUUCACUUUCGACCACUCGUACUGGUCAUUCGACAGCGGUGAUAAGCACUUCGCGACACAGGACCAGGUAUUCUCUGAUCUUGGUCUGGAUGUGAUUGACAGUGCAUUUGAAGGUUACAAUGCGUGCGUAUUCGCUUACGGGCAGACUGGAAGCGGGAAGACAUUCACUAUGAUGGGAAGUGGGUCAGCGGAAUCACAAGGACUUAUUCCGCGUAUAUGUCGCCAACUGUUCUCGCGGGUAGCGGCAGGAAAGGAAUCCGGUGCUUCCUAUCGCACGGAGGUCAGCUACCUCGAGAUAUACAACGAGAGAGUUAAGGACUUGCUGGCCACCGACGCGGGACACUCGCUGAGAGUCCGAGAGCAUCCUAAACUCGGUCCUUACGUCCAAGACUUGUCCAAACACCUGGUCUCAGAUUAUGAUGACAUACAAGAAUGCAUGCAUCGUGGUAAUCUCCACCGAACCACUGCAUCGACGCAAAUGAAUGAUGUAUCUUCGCGGUCGCACGCCAUUUUCACCAUCACCUUCGUGCAGGCGAGCUACUUGCGUCACAACAAUAUGCCCAGCGAGACUGUGUCCAAGGUCCAUCUCGUUGAUCUCGCUGGCAGUGAGCGAGCUGAUGCCACUGGAGCGACUGGUCAGCGGUUGGUCGAAGGCGCACACAUCAACAAGUCACUUGUGACACUAGGCUCUGUUAUCUCUGCACUCGCUGAGGCCACUAACCAGCCUGUCGAUAGUCGUACACCAAAAAGCAAAAAAGUGUUUAUUCCAUACCGAGAUUCGGUGUUAACAUGGUUACUUAAAGAUUCACUCGGAGGAAACUCUAAGACUAUUAUGAUAGCCGCGAUAUCACCAGCGGAUUGCAAUUACGGGGAAACGUUAUCCACUCUCAGGUACGCCAACAGGGCUAAGAACAUCAUCAACAAGCCCACUAUCAACGAGGAUCCAAACGUCAAACUGAUCAGGGAGCUGCGCGAGGAGAUCGAGAAACUGCGCAAGCAAAUAUCACACAACACGGAUCCCAUCGAAAUGGAACCAGCUGUACUCGCUACGCUGCAACGCAAGGAGGCGCAAGAGAAAGUCUUAACGGAGAAGUGGACGGAGAAAUGGCGGGAAACGCAACAGAUCCUACAGGAACAGAAGGCACUCGGCCUCAGGAAGAGCGGUCUGGGAGUUGUUCUCGACUCGGACAUGCCGCAUCUUGUGGGAAUAGAUGAUAACCUGCUUUCAACUGGAGUAACGCUCUACCACCUCAAGGAAGGCGAGACAGUGAUCGGCAGCGAAGAGUACUCGCCCACGCCGGACAUCGUGCUGUCGGGCGCCGGCGUGCUGCCGCUGCACUGCCGCGUCACGCUGCAGGAGGGCGUGGCCACCAUCAGCCCCGCCCCCUCCGCGCAGUGCUGGCUCAACACCGUGCUGCUCGACAAACCCGCCAAGCUCAGCCAGGGUUGCAUCCUUCUCCUCGGUCGCACGAAUAUGUUCCGCUACAAUGACCCCGCAGAGGCCGCCAAGUUACGGCAGGAGGGUGCCUCCGUAAUGAACCUCUCCCGCCUGUCUCUGCUCUCCUGGUCCACCACCGACCUCGCAGCGAGCAACGAGAACCUUAAUACCACUCUCUCUGAUUUGGAAAGUGAGAUCCGUUGCGAGCGUAUCGAAGCACAGCGUGCUGAGCUGGAGCGGGAGCGGCAACAGUUCGAGCUGCAGCAGGAGGAGCGGCAACGUCGCUGGCACGCCGAGCGAGAGCAGCUUUUGCAGGCGCAGCGGCAACUCGAUGAGGAGCGGUCGGCGAUGGAGAAGGAGUACGCAGCUGCGUGUCGGCGGCUGUCGGGCGACUGGCGGGCGCUCGAGCGCGGCUGGACUCUGAGGAGACGCGCACUGCGCUGUCGGCAGCGCGAGCUCAGUGCGCGCGCACACUCGCACGCACGCGCCGCGCGAGCCGUCACCGACCAGAUUGUGAAGGAGGAGCUGCAGAUAGCUGACCUGAGACGACGGCAAGGGGGGGUGAAAGAGCAGCUGCAGGAAUUUGUCAGCACCAAGACUGAGGAACUGCUCGCGCAGGGGUACUACUUGGAUGAGAGUCUUACUCCGAGUCCAGAGAGUCCUCCUUCAGAAACCUCCACUGAGAGCCUGAUGCAUCUUCUGCAGCAGUGCGAGCCCAACACUGCCAAAAGCAUCAAAGAGACCGUCGAAAGACACAAAAAAGAGUUGGAGAGCUUAGAACAGGAGUUGCAAGGUCGAGUGGCGAGCGUGGCGGCGCACCGCGUCAAGGUCGAGCACCUGCAGCAGGAGCUGGCGCUGCUGGCCGCCCGCGAGAGGGGCCUCACAAGGGCCCUCGCCGACGGGGACAAGCAUGGAGAGGGCGACCACGACGCGUCCCCGCUAGAGGGCGUGAAGCGCAGCAAGUCGGAGCUCGUGCUGCGUGCGCGGCCCGCCGUGCCGGACGCGCCCGACCUGGCGGCCGACGAGCGCGACUACCGCGCCAAGCGCCUCAGCUUAAGCCUCAGCCUCGACCCGCUGCCGUCCCCGAACUCGACGCUGAACACGACCGACACCUUCCACACGGCGUCCUCCUCGCCGAAAGCGUUCCCCUCCGAAUCCACCCUCCCCACUCCGUCGACCACUGAGGUCUCGGGAUUCGCUAGUGACGAACCGACUCCCCUUCCUCAGUUCAGACUGGGUCCGGCACCCGAUGACAGUGAUGAUAUGUCAAGCACUGAAGAUUAUCAUAAGCCGCGGAUCGUGGAGGGGCAGUCGUCCAGCUCGGUGGAGAGGUCGCCAGAAGAGAGACAUCAGAGGACGAAAUAUAGGAGACGAAUCAGAAUGAUAUUUGUAGGUGAUGGCAAGUCUCGUCGGCAAGUGACGGAAGCGGAAGCGCUUCGAGCGAUGCAGAGGCUCUGUUCGAGGAUCGCCUCGCAGAAGAUGCUGGUGAUAUCCUCGCUGGAGAAUGAUUGCUCCAAGGAAGAGCUGAACAGACAGAUUGCAGUACUCCAAGAACUUCAGAAGAAGUACGUCCGGCUGGAGAUGGCUCUACAGUAUUCUUUCUUCGAUAACCAGCCGAACAAACGCACCAUAAUGGUGACUCCCAUCCAGGAGACGCCCUCGCUCACGCUCAGCGAGAGUGACAUGCAGGUGGCCAGUGAGCCCUCGUCUGAAACGCUGCAAAAUGGACACUUCGAGGACCCGCUUCGGUGCAGAUUAAAAGAAACGGAAGUGGAGGCAUCGGACAACGUGUCGACGUCCAACGACGAGCUGGCCGAGCCCGCGUGGCGCGCCCCGCCGCCCGCCCUCACCGACUACGGCGUCGAAGGCCUUAUGCAUCCCAUUGAUUUUGCGGAGGUGGUGAGCGUGCCGGGCUGGGUGACGCGCGGCGCGGGUGCGCGCACGCACCACGAGUACGAGGUGCGCCUGCGCCUGCCGCACGCCUCCACCGCGCUGCUGCGCCGCUACCGCCGCUUCCGGGACCUCUACCUCGCCGCGCGCGCGCUCUACGGGGAGAAGGUGGCAGCGAUACCUUUCCCCGGCCGUGCGCUCUGGUCCUCUGAAGCGUUGGCGCGGUCUAGAAGACCACAGUUGGAGACGUUCCUCAGAAGACUUCUGACGGUCUGCUCGACGGACAGACGGUGUCCGCUGUACGCGUCGCCAGUCACCCGGGAGUCGCUUGUCGCAUUCUCGCCCUUCUUUAGAAAGGGCGUGUUCGAGAGCGGCAAGUGCGGCACGGGAUGAUGGCGCGCGGGGCCGGUGACGCGCGCGCUGCGGCGCGACGCGCGGCGCCUGGCGCGCGCGCUGCGGGCGGCGCUGCUGCUGCUGCUGCGCUGCGCCGCGCUGCUCGUGCUGCUGCUGCUGCUCUUCCUCGCCAAGCGACGCAGGUAGGGCGCCCGACAUACUCGUACUCGCCGCGGCCGACGAUUCGAUUGAUGCGUUCCUGAAUGAUUAGACGAUGGUACACGAGAUAUCCUUACGUCAUGUGCACUAUUUUUGAACGUGUCGUUAACGGGAAUACUUUUCGUAGUUUAAUUUCAAAUGAUGUAUUUCGUAAACUGACGCCAGACAUUCGAUUGAUUGUUAUUGAAUUAAUUAAUUCAUAUUUUCGAAGUUUAAACGGGAAUAUGUUUUCAAAACGUGCUUCGAAUCGAUGACUUUUAUAUCGAGCUUAAAUGACGCCUCAUCUGUAGAAACGAGAAGUUUCAUAAAAAAUAGGGAUAUGACAUAAGGUCUUCUCUAAGUGACAUAUUUCCGCACUUUACUUUUUAUGAAUUCUACUCUCAUAUUCCACUUUGUAUUGUAUGAGAAAGGAUUAGUUAGGCAAUUAAAUUAGUGUAUUUAAAGAACAUUCACAUAUUAAAUAGAAUAAAUGUAAUGCCUCCGAUAUAUCGACACCAUUUACAAAUCUAAAUUGAAAACUUACAACUCAUGCUAAAUCAAAUCGGAACAUGUCUUAUCGAAUGUCUGGCGUCAGCUUAAUACGAACCGCAGGACAACUAAUGGUACCAAGUGUAGGGGAAUGUUAGCUGGGGUAUAUAUGUUCGUGAGAUACGAAUAACUGACAUACGGGGUCAUAUAUCACAAACUAGUUUUAUUAUUCAAAUAAACAGUCAUAUAAUAAGGUACAAAAUAUCAUGAUUAUAUAUUUAAUAGUCAAUAUUACUUAUACAGCUAUAGUUAAAUACAUACACAUAUGUAUACACCAAGAUAAUUAGUAACGACUUAUUUAAAAUACUACAAAUUAAUUACAUAAAUAGGCAAAGACAAAACAGUUCUGAGCCUUUUUCGUCUCUGUUUAUGUACCGAUUGUUUUUUUUUUCUAUGGGAGGUUUUGACGAGCCUUUGACGAUCAAUGAAAAAAUGAAAAAAAAAAGUUGAACAAAAUGCAAUAUCAUAUAUGUUUUCACAUUUACAGUAAUCACAGUAAAAUUUCAAUAUCAAUGUCGUUAAUGUCCACCAUUUGAUGACGUCAUAACCGUGAAUUAAUUCAAUUACACGCACAUGAGGAACUCAAUUACGAUUCGCGACAGUCUGGUAAAAAGUAUUUAAAUAAAGUUACUAAUUAACAUGGUUGAUAAAUAAAUUUAAUUUUAAAUGUAAUAAUUAAAAAUACAAUAAUAUAUUCAAAAAAAAAAAAAACAAACAAAUGUCAUAUAUAUUUAAUUAAAUAACGUUACGUUCCAAGUAAUUUCAUAUUUGAAAUAAGCCAUAUACUAAGAUUUUCGAAGUCCGAUAACAAUAUUGAUCGUACAAAAACCGUUAACCAAUAUUUUAUUAGGUUUAAUAUAUAAUUCCAUCAAUAUGAUUAUAAUUGUGUAUUCUAUGACCCUCACACUCCUGUGCCUUUAAAAUGUUACAACACCCAUCUCAUCAGACUUAAGUCUCCCUAUUUUUGUACCGAGUUCCCAGACCUUAUUAACAAAUAGUGAUGACGCCUUAAUAACAAGUAUUAUAUAUAUAAAAAAAAACAAUUGUAAAAAUAUAAGUGACCUGCUGUCAGUCUGAACACUCGGGUACAAAAGUGUCUAACUCGCACACUAUAGCCUAUUCCAACCACAAGAGAAGUAAACACAAAUAAACAACUUUUACAAUGAUAUUAAUUGAAGCGAUAUCAUUGUUCGAGAUCUUGAAUAUUUCAAUAUCCGCGAAGUUGUAAUCGGAACUUUGAAAGUUAAAUUUAUGGGGUCGUAACUAGAAGAAAAUGGCCCAGUGGUAAGAACGCGUGAAUCUUAACCGAUGAUCAUGGGUUCAAACUCGGGCAAGAACCACUGAAUUUUCAUGUGCUUAAUUUGUGAUUAUAAUUCAUCUCGUGCUUGACGGUGAAGGAAAACAUCGUGUGGAAACCUGCAUGUGUCUAAUUUCACUGAAAUUCUGCGGAUUGGUGGAAUACACAUUCCACCAAUCCGCACGGGAACAGUGUGGUGGAACAAGCUCCAAAACUUCUCCUCAAAAAGGGAGAGGCCAUAGCCCAGCAGUGGGACAUUCACAGGCUUUUAUUGUUACUGUACUGUACUUAGUGGUCAUAACUAGUGGAAUAGCGUUGGUAAAUAAUAAAUAAAGCUAAAUUAAUCAUGAGCUGUUUGUAGUGCUUAAUACAGCAGAAAAAUUAGUAAAUCACAUGCAAUUUGUAUAUCUACAAUUUGUUUACCUUUACUCCAUCUCCGAUUGGAAUAGGGUAUAGAGGUGAUGUGUAGUACAAAAGGGAGUCAGGACAUUUUAAGAAUAGUGGAAAGCUGUUAUUGUACUACGCUCGUUUACUAAAAAUUAACUUAACCGUGACCUGACAAUGUUCAAUUUUGUUUUACGAUUUCAUACGAACACAUCUCGCCCAGAUUAUGCCAAAUUGAAUGAUGAUGGGUACUGAUCCACGCUCUAGGAUCGUUUACUUUAUUUCCCCGAUUAACGGAACAUCUGACGGCCUUCAUUUGUUCAUUAUCUUUGAUGUUAUUCGUAAUGUCCUGUCAGAUUCAGCUUUAAAGUCGACCAGAUUUAUUGCCUUUGAAUGUGUGAAAAAUCGCGUUUAUUAAUAGGAUGGAAGUUAUAUAUCAUUGUUAUUAGUACGAGUAUGUUAGGUAGGUGUGUCGCGGCGCAAAGGGUGCCUUUUACUGAUGAACAUAGAUGUGUCCAGCUUAUAAGAAAACCACAUUGAGCCUCUUGUCAGUGCUAUCAGAGAAUAGAAGAUGUCGAUCGUUUCCUUAAACUAAAAUUUAAUUUAGUCGUUAGGAGGUGAUUACUAGAAGUUCAAAAAAUUUAGUUUCAACAAAGAAUAAUUCAAGUUUUAUUCUUAAAUUUAAUUAAAUAUAGACUUGUGACAAAUUGUGUAGGCUCGUGUGGUUUUUUGAUAAACCCGGACAUUUGACCAAGGGAUGUCCUUAACUGAUUUCUUCAUUUUUACUUCUAGAUCAUUCCGAAUCCCUAACUAUAUAACUUGUCUCGUAAAGAGACUCAAAAAACUUCCGACUUUCAAUAAAAUAUAAGAUAAGUUAUAAUUAUCUUAAGUAGCUUGUUAGCUAGCUAUUAAUAUAUUUAUAUAUCUCACAAUGUACUUCACGUUAAGUUAUUUUAUAUUGGUAGCCCUACCAGCUGAGCUACCAACAAACGUCAUAAUUUUGAGCUCCAUAGAAUAUUUUUUUUACUAUAUGAAGAGCGUUCAAAACAGAAAAAACGCGUUAUUUUUAUAACUCAUUUGCAUGAUUUCAUAUAAAUGAGAUAUUGUUGUCAAUUCUGCUGCACACAAUUUUUAACUAAACGAUUUGCUGACCUUUUUACCUUCAGAUGGGGGAAAGCUAUACAGAAUAUUAUUAUAUAAGUACAUACUGUCAGAUUUAUGUUGUUCAGAAAUUGUGUACAAUAGAAGUUUCAACAUGGAUGACAUCAUAUUAGUAGCCGGACCGAGAUAGAAACCAAAUAAUACAGUAAUACCAGACUGAAGUCCGGCCGCUGAGAUGAGCAACGAAUGCUUUCGUGACAUCUGUCCGUCGGUUAUGACAUUUUGUAGUGUAUGAACACUUAAAAAAAACAAUUGACAUAACACCGCAUUGUGUAUUGGAAAAAAUAUUGUUUUCUUAUUUAUUAUAAACUAAAUUAACCAAAAAAUUAUAAGAUUUAUUGUAAGUUGUCAUCAUUAUUAUCGGCUUUACUUAAUAUGAUUUUUAAAGGUUUAGUUAAACAAUUUAUAAUAUUAAAUGUUUAGUUAAACAAUGCCGUGUCUCUUUCUUUCGAAUGUCAAAUCGAUAAUGACAGAAAAGGAGAAAUCAGUGUGUUAACUAAACGGUCGCCUAGCAACGUUUAUAAAUAAUACCGAUAGUUUUUAAUUAUAUUAUUCUUUAAUUGCAAUUAAACACAGCGGCCGGACAUUAGCCGCAACUGUAUUUUUUAGCAUUUGCGAUACUAAAAUUCGAAUGUUUUACUUUCGAUUUGAAUCGAUAAUGAUAAAUUAUAGAAACUGUAAAACUAUAAAUUAUUUUGUAAUUUACUUGCCUUCGUAGUAUCGAAAUGAUUUUUUUCUGCUCGGUCUAUUACUUAACGUAUAACGAUAUCGUGAGCUCGAAACGAAUCUCUAAAUAAUUAUUGUGCAUUUCUUAUAAUUUAUUAUUGCAUCGAGAACUCGAUUACGCGUUCAACAGUCAAGAUUUAAUUUAAAAAAUAUAUUGGUCUCGUGAGAAGUGAGCCAACGAUGAGGUGUGAUCCAAAUGACCACCAUUUCAAUAUCAAUGUAUGUCGGUGAUACCAUAGAUAUUUUAAAUUAGCAAUUUAUCAUUUCACUGGUUCACUGGACAUACAUUCGACAAUAUAUGAUACCUUAGCAAACCAAGACAACUAUACUAGAUAGGUUGAUGAAUUUAAAACUUAUCAAUUUUUAUUUUAAUAUUUAAAAUGUGAGAUGGAAACAAAUAUCGAGUUCGAUGCUGUCUUGUAUAUUUCUCUUAAAAGACAUUUAUAUUUAAGUUAUAUUUUGACACAGUUAUUGUGUCGCACAAUUACUGUGCCUCUUAUUUAGGUUUCCAUGGUUUUUUUUUGUAUAUUUUGUACAUUUUUGCUUAAAACGAUAGCUGUUUUAUUAAUUUGCAUUCAAUUGAGGACAAACCAUUUACUAUGAUUGGAAAUAUAAUAAUACCUGUGAAUGGGUUAUUAUUUUAAUAAUAAGUAAAGCGCCCUAUAGCAGAAUAUCUCUAGCGUCACUAGCUCCAAAAUAAAAUGUAAUUCUCUAGAUAUAAAGAAACGUCAGAAUUGUAAUGACGGUAAAUCUUUAGGCACGUUAUAAAUCAUAUAAACAGGUUAUAAAACGUCAAAUUAUAAUACAGAUAAUCUAACAGAAAAUGAUAGAUAAUGUUAUUAAGUUUAUUUAAAGUUUUGGAAACUAACAUUACUUUUAUUACUUUGUGUAGUUUAACCAGGGUUAAUAGUACUAAAACUAACUAUCGAAAAGAGAAUUUUAAAAUAUGUAAGGUCUAUAAUAUUGAUAUUUCAUAGAUAAAAUUUAAAUAAAUCAUUAUUUGUAAGGCAAUAUAUUUAUUGAAAAUGUAUUUACCCGAAUCUCCCUGAUUAUAAUGGUAUAUAGUCAGAAAUAACUUUUCUAAAAUAUCCUUUUUUUUUUUAUAAAUACGUUAAUGAUGAUCUCGAGAGAAUUACUUUGGCGAAUAGUGUUUAAAAAAUAUAUAUAAUCAAAAUUCGUAAUUCGUACUUUGAUAUAACGCGCCUAAAGAAAAAUAUAAUUAUAAUAUUAGUUGUAAGUUUAAUUAAACAUUUCUUACCUGUCAUUAGACUCACUUCAUAUUUGUAAAAUUUAGCAGAUGUAUUUAUUUUAAUGUAAAGAUUUAAAAUAGCAUGAACUUUGUAUAUAUUUUGUUUAUUUCAUAAAUAAAAGUAAAAGUAUGUAUUUAUAUAUUUUUAUACUUAACAACAUUAUGUAAAUAUUGAUAUUUUACUGAAGAGUUGAUUAU